Molecule: messenger RNA, 1005 nt
Organism: Aspergillus luchuensis
Lineage: Eukaryota; Fungi; Ascomycota; Eurotiomycetes; Eurotiales; Aspergillaceae
Exons: 6
Coding region: 1-1005 (334 amino acids)
Source: RefSeq, a predicted model, not a curated record
AUGGCCGAUUCAGGCAGCUGGCAGCGCUACAACCGAGAUGCUUCAAUAUCUAUUACAGUGUUGGGUGUUGUCUUCGUGGGACUGCGAUUUUCCUCGAGGCAUUUGGGAAAGGUACCUCUGGGCUUAGAGGAUGCGCUGAUUGUGGCCGCGUUGUUUAACUUAUUCAUCAUUUUCGUACUCGACUUAGUGAUGGUAAAAUACGGCCUUGGCCUACACCAAUCCACUAUCCCUAUAGAUGACAUCAUAACCAUCAACAAACUCCUACUCCCCGCAGAAGUAUUCUACUGUACCUCCCUCAUCCUCACCAAAACCUCCAUCUUGGCAAUGUAUCACCGGAUCUUCCACAUCCAUCAGCCCACACGCAUAGCCGUGUACGUCCUGGGAGCGAUCACUAUCAUCAGAGCUGUAUCUCUCAUUAUAGCCUCCAUCUUCCAAUGUAUUCCUGUCGCUCGGGCAUGGGACAAAUCCCUCCCGGGACGGUGCAUUAACCUAAAAGAUACAUUCAUUGCAAAUGAUAUUGUGAAUGCUAUCACUGAUGUGGUCAUUCUGGGGCUUUUGAUCGGCAGAGUAUGGAAAGUGCAGGCUGGGUGGGGGGUUAGAAUUAGUGCAAUAGGGAUGAUUUCUUUGGGGGGCUUUGUGGUUUUCACGAGCAUAUAUCGCAUCAUCACGCUAGUCGAUAUCGACUUUGAUGACUUGACAUAUACUUUGGGCCGAUCGAACGCAUGGUGCGUUAUUGAAGUAUCUUCGGGGAUUAUAUCUGCUUGUCUCCCAACUCUGCGUCCGCUGGCAAGGACUCUGUUUCCCCGAGCGUUCAGCAGAAAGCUUUCCUCUCAAGGACAGGGGAAUUCACGCUAUCCUAAACCAGGGAAUGGUGGGUUAUCAGGUGAUUCUAGCAGAGACAGAGUGUAUAAGAGACCAGAUCUGGGUGUGGAGUCUGAUGGGGAUGAGUACUCAUUGAUAGUGGUUAAGGUGAGAGGGAGAGUCGAAGGAAUCGGGUUUCGAUAG